Molecule: messenger RNA, 1927 nt
Organism: Suillus plorans
Lineage: Eukaryota; Fungi; Basidiomycota; Agaricomycetes; Boletales; Suillaceae
Product: WD40-repeat-containing domain protein
Exons: 6
Coding region: 448-1638 (396 amino acids)
Biological process (GO): Arp2/3 complex-mediated actin nucleation
Cellular component (GO): actin cytoskeleton; Arp2/3 protein complex
Molecular function (GO): actin filament binding
Source: RefSeq, a predicted model, not a curated record
AUGGCUUCAACUGCCACCAGAACUUCCUGUAACCUCCAGUUCAUCCCAGCCUGGUCAAGCGCUACCACCGCAUUUCAUAGAUCCGUCAUCUAACUGGUUUCAGCAUUCCUGCACCACAUGCACCAUUUGUUUUGGCUCAACCCCCACAGCCGGUGAGUCAUGGACUUCACAAUCCAUUUAUGUAUCAAUACCCACUGGUACAUCCACAAUUCACAUACAUUCCCUCAGCAAUUUUUACAGCGUUAAUGAUUUGCGAUUAGUUCUAUAUAAUUUUAAGUACAUAUUGCUGUAGCUCACAGAUUACUGUAAAUUCGGCCAGUGUGACCGUUCGUGACAUGAGUGUAACCCACGAAAUGGCCCACCGUAAACAAUUGUAGGACUCCGCCGACUCCAUCUGCAGAGUAGACUGCUCGUCCUCUGCGCCAAACGCUGAUUAGUUACGACACCAUGUCUACGCCAGAAGUAUAUUCAAUCGCCAAAACUCCAGUGACGUGCCACGCAUUCAACGCGGACCGCAGUCAGGUUGCUGUAAGCUUGAAUGACAACAACGUCCAGAUCUAUGCCAAGCAGGGAAAGGAGUGGAUUCUAUCUGAGACACUCUCCGAGCACGAUAAACUGAUCACGUCGAUCGAUUGGGCCCCAAACUCCAACCGCAUCGUCACCGCCUCACAAGAUCGCAAUGCAUACGUCUGGUCCCUCUCUCCCGAUCCACUUACUGGGAAUUUGGUGUGGAAGCCUACUUUGGUGCUUCUUCGUAUCAACAGAGCCGCUACCUUUGUCCGUUGGAGCCCCAAUGAAGACAAAUUUGCAGUUGCCAGUGGUGCAAGGGCGAUUGCCAUUUGUUCGUUUGAUCCUGAGAACAAUUGGUGGGUGGCAAGGCAGCUCAAGAAACCAAUCAGAUCGACCGUCUUGUCUGUCGACUGGCAUCCGAACAAUGUCUUACUGGCUGCAGGGAGCGCUGAUAUGAAGGCACGCGUGUUCUCCGCUUACAUCAAAGACGUAGACAAGAGGCCCUCGCCUACCAUCUGGGGCGAGAAGCUUCCCUUCAACACUAUCUGUGGAGAAUAUAGCAGCCCCGCAGGCGGAUGGGUUCACGCAGUCGGAUUUUCUCCUUCUGGGGAUGUUUUAGCUUUUGCCAGUCAUGAUAGCUCUAUCAGCAUCGUUUACCCUGGUGGUCCCAUGGUUUACAAUAUUCGCAUUAGUUCUCUGCCAUACGUGACCUUAACAUGGACUUCCGAGGACGCCUUGGUUGCAGCUGGCCACGAUUGUCAACCUGUCGUUUUCUCCGGCUCGGAGCAAGGUUGGGGCCUUAUUGGCACUUUAGAUGAUAUCACCGCUUCCAGUGCAUCGAAGACUCAUGGUGCAAGGACUGGGACUGUCGGGAGGUUGAACAGUGCAGCGUUCAACACGUUCAGGAAUGCGGAUACGCGUGGACAUACUGGAGGAGGAGACACCGCUUCUGACACGGAAUUGCUUACUGUGCACCAGAACACGAUCACCAGCGUCAGGCCGUACGCGUAUGGGGGUGAGGGGAUCGUUAGCAGGGUGAGCACUACUGGAGUGGAUGGAAAGCUUGUCAUUUGGGACGUUAAUGCUGUGUCGGCCCUUACUGGAAAGAUGGGCGGCUUGAGGGUCUGAAGCUAUGAUAAACUGUUGUACAAUUAAUCGUACAUUGAAUAAUGUGGUAUGUAAGUGUGCACGAAACUCUUUUGGAUCAGUAUCAUCUUUGGGUAGUGUCAUCCAUCGCGUACGCGUAUCCACCCUCGAUCUCUUGAACAGGCUGCUCGUUGAUGACGCCCCAGACUGAUGCUUUGAACUGUACCAUCUAGAUCAGCCUGAAAUUGCAGAAGUGAAGGGGUAUCAGAAUACCAAGGUCAAGACCAAGCCCAUUUUUCUCUCCAACACUCUUAAACGCGCGAUAAGAUUC